Messenger RNA from Didymodactylos carnosus, 693 nucleotides. The record is from the annotation of a GenBank genome assembly. NCBI's taxonomy places the organism in Eukaryota, Metazoa, Rotifera, Eurotatoria, Philodinida, Philodinidae.
AUGGUAUGCACACGAUCUGCUGCUCGUCGUAUGCAAUAUAGUGCUAAUAACAAUGCUGCUAGUCAAAACAGAACCAUUCAACUCAAUUGUAACAAUGAAUCAUUGAGUGAGGAGAUAGGCGAAACAUAUUCGUUAUCUUUGGAUGAAUUUACAGGACCCACAUCGGCAGCAACGUUGGAUAGUAUGGAUACGAAUGAUUUAUUAACAAUUAAUCCAAUAUUAUCACCAUCAGCUCCUACCGCAGCAACACAAUCUAUCGUAGUCACACCGGCCAUUGGUGACCUGUCACUUGUUACUGUUUUCACUGUUGUACAAGAUGAAACUGAAUCAGUGCUUACAUACCCUGUAGUCGUUGAAACUAUCACUUGGCUAAAAACAACACGUGGAGGAGACUUAUUAUGCAUGGGUGGCUAUUCGUACAGAUUUAUAUCUGAAUCUAUCAGAAAUAAUAUAGCUAGUUAUCGGUGUUCAUAUAAACAACAUGGAUGUCGAGCCGUCGUUAAAGUGGCAAUUGAUACAAAAACAUUUAUUGAUACCAACGGUCAUAAAAAUAAUCAUCCAUCAGAUGAAAUAGAUUGCAAAAAAGCAUUAAUAACAAACAUAACAAAGAAACGUGUACUUAAUGAAUCAACCGGUGUUUUGAAAAUCGUUGAAGAAGAACAUGCCAAACAUCAAUUAAAUCAUGAAGAAUAG